Molecule: messenger RNA, 1003 nt
Organism: Topomyia yanbarensis
Lineage: Eukaryota; Metazoa; Arthropoda; Insecta; Diptera; Culicidae
Exons: 2
Coding region: 483-896 (137 amino acids)
Source: RefSeq, a predicted model, not a curated record
CAGAAGGGCAAUUUGGUGUGCUACACUUACGCAUUGGACCUUCUACUGAAAUCGAAACAAAUAAUUACCUAGUACAAAUCGUAUAGUUUACUAAUGAAUGUUCCGUAGUAUCUGGAUACAUGGUUAAAAUCAAGUACCAUGCCCAAGAGCUUCUUAGUCAGCUCUGAGCAAUCGUCGAUAUCAGAUAACUGAGAGCCCUUCGCCUCGCGGCGUCGGCGACUCGUCCGGCGUAAUCAAAGUGUCAACAACUCGUUUAUCAUAUUUCAAUGAGACAAAAACGGUGCGAAUUUCGCUGUCGCCAUCGCUGCACGGAAUCUCUUCGUUUCUAAGAGUCGCAGUUUGCUAGUGGAUCUUACAGGAACAACUCUCACGAUCACUGUCACUCGGAAUAAAGGGAAAAACUCCUGCUAGUGGAAAUCAAUUUACCGUUCUAAAGCGGACAAGUUCUCAGUUCUAUACUCGAAGAUUAAAAAUGUAGCACCAUGAAAUACCAGCAGUGCGUAAUUGAUCUCGCGAUCCUACUGAUCACGAUUCCAUCACUAGUCGUAGUAGCGCUGCUGUUGGAGUACACGAUGAACCACACCGACUGGUCAGAUCAACUGGAGUCCCAGAUCAUAGUGCUGGGUCUGGCGGUGGCAUUCUUUGUGAUCUGCAUCAUGAUAACGCUAUACCUCACGCACCGAGUAGGGACCUGCAUGUGGACCGGACCGCUACCCAUGGACCAGCAGUCAAUCUAUACCAUUGAACGUGGUACGGAAAGUGGUCUACCACCGGACUACUAUACCUCCCUACUGGAUCCGCCCUCGUACGAGAAGCUGGACAAGUACCUGCUAAUAGACGAACCACCUCCGUCGUACGCAGCGUCGGUGGCGUCCUUGGAGGGAGCUCAUAUAUGAUAAGAAAAUACGUCGAAUUCGCGUCGUCACCACCGUAUGUAAAUCAGUUCUGUUAUGCGAGAUCUGGCGAAGGAAUAAAGGAGAAUGUUUACGCGGUUUGCUUGUUA